Molecule: messenger RNA, 4124 nt
Organism: Lethenteron reissneri (Far Eastern brook lamprey)
Lineage: Eukaryota; Metazoa; Chordata; Hyperoartia; Petromyzontiformes; Petromyzontidae
Product: WAS/WASL-interacting protein family member 3-like
Biological process (GO): negative regulation of DNA-templated transcription
Molecular function (GO): transcription coactivator binding
Source: RefSeq, a predicted model, not a curated record
GAUCACCUCUCUUGCCCUGCCUUGUUUGGACUACGUGACAUUUGUAGAUUUGGCAUGACGAACACACACACACCUGUUAUAAUUUCAACGCUCACGUAGUAGUGUUUCCGUACAGCUCUUAGUUGAACGCCGUCGCAAUAUCGUGAAACGGAUGCUGCCGUUACAGCUUUAAACAUAGUUUAGUAUAAUAUCUCGUAUAAUAUCUCGUCCUGCUCCGUCUGUGCUGUGAGCGUUACUAUAUUUUGGACAGUAGCAGCAGCAGAAUGGACUUCAUGCGAACUGGACACCUGGACACGUGGCAAACUCACGCCACGGCAUGGGCCCUAAGUCUUUCAGGCAUCACCUCCAAGGCGUCGACCCCUCCACCUAUCGUCUUCCCCCCAUUUCCUCUCCCGCUCCACACCCCCUUGUCACCUCCUCCUCCGCCACCGCCGCCACCGCCACCGCACGGCCCCCCGACGGUCCAACGCAGACGCUGCUUCCGGUUCCCCCGCCCGCGCUGGGACAGCGACGACUGCAACGACGAUGACGACGACGACGAUGACGACGACGAUAAUGGUGGUGGUGGUGGAUGGGGGUUCGUCAAGAGGUCACGACCUGGCUCAGCCUCGCCAUCGCUCGUUCCGAUGCACCACGUCUGGGUGUUGAACAAUUCGGAAGGCUACGGUGAUCUCUCGGCUUUCGCGCUCCGCCACCCUCCGCUGCCGCCACCGCCAUUACCGGCACCUCCACGGAUACCCGUGGGCAGCCCAGAGUCCUCGCAAACGAUUGGCACCGCUACUGUUGCGUCACGCAUCCUGCAGCAGCAGCAGGCUCGCCCGUCGGUGAUCGUGUGCGCUCCGGCAUCAAGUCGCGACUCGCGACGCGCUCAGCCGGCGCCCGGCGGCACACCGACAGCACCACGGAAUGGCGGCAUGGACGAACGUGAAGGGCGACCGGGAGGAGUGAGGAGGCCAGGGUGGCAGCGGGCGCUGCCUCUUCCUCCUCCUCCUCAGUCUCCUCCUCAGUCUCCUCCUGCUCCUCAGUCAUCUCCUCCUGCUGUCGACCUCACAGCCCCAAUGGCGAGGGCGACUUCCAUCGCAGGCUCGGUGGACGAUCACUUCCGCCAGUCCCUCGGAGACCUGUGGCUGCAAAUAAAGGCCACUGAAUCUGCCUCACCCCCGACCUCUGCUUCACCCAUUAUCUCUGCCUCACCUUUGACCUCUCUGUCACCCCCGGCUUCCGUUUAGCCUUUGACCCCACAGGGCUUAGUCACCGAUCUGAAUUUGUGACCUGGGUUUCACCUCCGACUUCAGGUUUUCCCCAAAUUGGGGCUGCGCUUAAAAUCUCCGUUUAAUCUUCGACCAACUCUUCACAUUGGACCCCUGUUUUACCUGUCACCCGUUUAGACCUAUGAGCAUUGUAUUAGCUGCUGAUCAUACCCUGUCUCGUAUUGGUCAGAACGAAUCACGUGUGAGGUUUCUUUCGAGGUGACAGCCCAUCAGCAACGUGUGUUACGAGUCACCUGACCGCCGACUCCAUCUUGAAUGACAGCGCCACAGAAGUGAGUGGUGUUCCGUUUGCUCCCACGAGCAUCGAGUAUUAACUCACCUGAACUUUUCUUUUGCCGAGCAAUUGAAGAAUAUUCCACAUUCCUAUGACGGCGACCAGGACAUCUACAGGACAACCACAAGUUCUGAACAAAAUGUUCCGGUCUUACGAGGUGGUUCUUAGUUUACUGAUUGCAGAGGAAAGAUGUUGAUGGCCAUGAUGACGAUGGAGCGGUGGGAUCUCUGUUUGGAAUUUUAAUUUGGGAUAAAAACAGUUCCAAGUUCGCUGCUUUCAUUUUCACCAGUGCCAACCCCAGCUUGGGUUGGACAGGUGUGAAUCAGAGCUCCAUGGCUCGUCGGGAUCUUCCAGCUGAACACGAAAUGUCUCGGUGUUUACCGUGGGUCCCAUGCAUUGCGGCUCUUGAAAUAUUGAGUUUUUUUUUUUACCGAAUUCGAAACAAAAUGGCUCUUAUUCUAUGGUUCUUUCGGUAAGGUCACGGCAAUUGAAAAAAAUAACAGUUAAAUAAUUAAAAGAAAGUUUUUGGUUUUGGCGACGUAUCACAUCUCGAGUUACCCGUGGUUACAGUUCGCUCUCGAUUUACCCGCGGGCAGAUUAUCCACUCUGUGGAUUCAAUCCUGCUCAUUCGCAACUCGUAACGCCCACUCCCUGUUCAAUUACAUUCUCCUCAUACUCUUAGUUCUUUCGGUAAAGUCACGUAGGUAAAAAAUGAAAUGAAAAUUAAUAAAAAAUAAAGUAAUUAAAUAAUUUUAUUAAUUUUCAUUUCAUUUCUUUCGGUAAAGUCACGUAGGUAAAGAAUGAAAUUAAAAUUAAUAAAAAAUAAAAUAAUAAAAUUAUUUUUAUUUUCAUUUCUUUCGGUAAAGUCACGUGGGUAAAAAAUGAAAUAAAAAUUAAUAAUAAAAAAUAAUAAAAUAAUUUUAUAAAUUUUAAUUUUAUUUUUUACCUACGUGACUUUACCGAAACAACUAAGAGUAUGAAUCCUUGCAGUCACGAAAGCUUCAAAUCUAGAAUUAAUACAUUCUCCUCACUCGUCGAGGGUCAGUGGCCUGGUGCCCACGUGAUCGCGGGCGGACGUGCGGGCCGGAUAACCGGGCACUUAAAAAACAAACACAUGCACGGCACGUCGUAGUCAAAACGCUUUAGACGCGUAUGUACCGUGCUUACGCAAAAUGUUAAAACAGACUUCCGUGGUGUGGUGCAAUGUUUACAAAGUGCCAGCAGCUCAUUCGUGCCAGCCCAGAUCUUUGUGUAAGAUGAUCUAAGCUGCUGCCACGUCACUGGCAGACAGGCAGGCAAACCCGUCGUCUUUGAAACAAUAAUUGACGCGAGCUUUGAAUAAUCCCUUGUUUUUUGGUUGAUCAGGCCCAUGUCCCGCUCGACAUCCAUCAACUGCAGAUGAUCGAGGGUUAACCGUACAGGAUGCACGAAUGACAUCUCGAUUUGUAGGCCGCGGGUUACUUGAAAGUUUGUCUCGUGACAAACUGGCUCGUAACGAGAGAGCAGUCGGAACUUCAUUAGACCUCCUUUGCCAGUAAGUGUAGAUGUUCACCCCGAGCCCUCAUUACUUUGAUAGUGCAUUGUCUUUGAGCUGUACGCCUUUUGACGUCCUCUGGUCGAGCACCAAUUGGGUCGAGGCUCAAAAGAAAGCUGUCUCUGGUGUGGACCAAUCAGUUUCAAGGACAAUGCAUGUAUUAUCAGUGUGUUUUUUGUUUGCAUUUUGACUGCAAUUAUUGUGGUUAAUGCAGACAUGAAUCCUUGUUAAAAGGUUUCAGUUUUGUUGCCAGAAAAAAAAAGGGAAAAAACCCCUAUUAUUACAGUCGGAACUUGUGAACUCCCAUCGAAGCGGGCCGGUGACGAAUGCUCCGACUGGCUUGGCCAUAGUGGCUCUUGAAGAGACGUUACAACAAGUAGCGAAUGGCAGUGCUGCGGUGUGAACUUGUUUAAAGAGGGGUGAUUAAAACUGUUUUUUUAUUUCGCCAGGCAAGGGCUCACUGAGCUAUUUAGCUCUUUUUCAGAAGCGACCUGGCCACAAAUAGUAGCUCAACGAAGUGGAUUAUCAUCACGUGGAAAUGUAGAGCAUCAACAUACUCUAAAGGCACGCUGUUGAUUCUAAAUGUGGAGAGAAAAACCGGAGGACCCGGAGAAAAAUCCACGCGACCACGGGGAGAGAGAAACCGCAAACUCUAAAUAUACGGGCGUUAGGGUCGGGUAUCAAACCCACGACCUCCUGCAUACCUGGCGAAGUAGUUAACAUCUCCUAGCCACCGUGGGUUAGUGGUAGGGGCACAACAGAAUCAUUGUCAAACUUUAAAACGGAUCGAGUAACGAUGUGGUCUGCUUGCGUUUACCGCGCGUUUUGCCCAAGGUCUCUCGAUCGCCCUCUGUGUACCGUAUAGAUAUAAGGAAAUACUCGGAUGCCCAUUUGCUAAAUUUUAUUACAAAAUUUCGCACGGUGUCUAACACCAAUGGUUUAUAUUUGUACGCGUUUGGUUUCUGGCAACAAAAACCACCAGCGGUUCCUGAAGAUACUCUCUGGUUCUUUCGGUAAAGUCACGUAGCUACAAAAUAAAUUAAAU